UGUAUGAAGGUUCCCCAACCUCCACAAAUAUUUUCCGGUUUUGGGAUAUACUUUCAACAUGCACAGUAGGUGGCGGCAUGCACAUUCGAACGCCAUUAUUCCAGAGAAGAAGAAGGAAACUACUGGUGUGUGGACUUUAAUACCAGACGUGUCGUAUCUUAAACAAGCGAAGUGCCGCUAGUUAACACAGCCAAGCGCGGUUUUUUUAAUGAUUUUUUUUUUAAAUCAGGCCCCGGGAGUUUUUAUUUUUUUCCCCGUUAACUAACGUUAGUACUGUACCAAAGAGCAUCUAUAUACGGACUAGAUGUUGAUAGCCUUCUGGUAACGUUAGCUAGAAGCUACCACUGAAGAAUAGCUUGGUACUGUAGUUAGCUAUCCACUACCUUUUCGCGCCCGGGAGUUUUCCGGUGGUAGCGGGAACGUACACAGCCACUCUCAACCGAUAGGGAUGGCAUCAACCAGGUGUGAAGAACUACUAAGUGACAAAGAACCUUUGCCUAUAUCAGCCCCCACCUCUCCUCCCCCCAUUUCCCUCCUCACUGCUUCCCUUUCUAAACUAGCCCCCCCCUCCCCCUCUCUGAUCCGCUCCUGGCCUUCCUCGCACCGUUCCCCGUGGGAUGAAUCUUGUGAGGUCAAAGCUCGCCUCUACUCCUCGCUGCAACUCACCCGAGACCUCCAUGCCAAAGGUCAACCAUCACCAGGCCACACUCACAGACAGGUGUCAUUUCAGUUUUCUUCUCCUCGGCUGGGGGGGGAGGGAGGGGGUAAGGCUAGACCCCCCCUGAAUCUCCACACCCCCUCCCCCGGGGGGAGACAGGAGGAGGAGGGAGAGGAAGAUAGGGUGUUGGUAGAGGAGAUGGGUGUUAAUCUCCAGACCAGUGUGGACUACAGCAACAGACUCACUAAUGGCAGGAGACAUAUCCAGGACAUGGAGAAUGUCAGAGCUCACCUUCAAACCAUGCUGAGAAGCACACCCAAAUUGGAGACAGAGGGAGGCAGCAGUGUUACAGAGAGUCCCAACCAGUCAUUUAACAGUGACAGCACCUCACAGCUACUCGGUGGUGGGGUAGGAGGUUUAGAGGAGUUGUUCCCGCGGUAUUCUUUUCAUCUGCGUUCUGACGGUGUCUUCUCCUCCUCGGAAGCCACUGUCCUUAGGGAGAACCUAGACAGGGAGAGGACCAGCCGCAAGCAGUGUGAAGGGGCAGGUGCUGGUGUUGCAGAGUAAGGCUCUGGAGCUGCAGCAACGAUUGGCUCUCGCUAUAUCAGCUGACCGGAAGAAGGACAUCAUGAUCGAGCAGCUUGAUAAGACCCUGGCUAAGGUGGUUGAAGGCUGGAGGAAACAUGAGCAGGAGAAGAGUGAGGGAGUGAAGAGACUACAGCAAGAGAAGGAGCUGGCGGAGAGACGACAUACAAAGCAGCAAGAGACCCUUGGUCAAUUAGAGCAGUCUCUGGCUCAGGUUGCCGAGGCCUUGGAGCAAGAGCAGAAACACACUGAGGAACUACAGAGAACCAACAGACAGCUGGAGCUGCGGCUGGUGGAGUUGGAAGGGUCUCUGUGGGAUUGUAGGCGUGAGUAUGAGCUCUUGUGUGUGGAGCGAGACAGGCUGCAUCUACAGGCCCAGGAAGCCCAGGCUGCUCUGACCUGCCUCCAGGAGCAAACAGCCAAUGAGAGAAGAUCGCUGGAGGACCAGACAGUCCAGCUAGCCAAUCAACUGCAAGAGGAGAGGGAGUGCAAGCAGCGAGAGGAGCAGCAUUUGUUGGAGGUAAGACAGGUGUUGGAGGAGGUGAGAGGAGAGUUGGCCAAAGUGAGGGGGAGACUGCUACAGCUGGAGGAGGAGAAACUGGAGGCUCGGAGAGAGGGGGACACAGAGCGCAUGGACUGGGCUUUGGAACAGGCCCGAUUUGAAGCCCAGCGUUCUCAGUUGGAAGUUAAACUGAAACAGGAGACUGAGACACUGUCAGCUUUACAGCAGGAACACAUUGCCCUGAAAGAACAGCACAGGAAUCAGCUGCUGGAUCUGAGUGCUCGCCAUGAGAGAGAACUUUCCUCCCAGUUACAGCAGCAACAGCAGCACACACUGACACUCACCCAGGACUACCAGACCAGGCUGGCCCACUCCAAGCAGCAGUCUGCUUUGUUGGAGGAGAGCAGGAGGAGGCUCGAAGGGCAGAGAGAGGAGCUUGUGAGCAGACUGCAGAGUUUACUACGCUCCCAUUGGACAGAAGCACUGAGACUGCUCAGCACACAGGCAGAAGGGUCUUCUCUUCCUUCGCUGUGGUACGAGCCCAAAGACUGGAUGAACCAACAUCCACUACAGGAACCAUCAUCUAGUUCACACAUUACAGUGCAGUACAGAGCUGCAGCUGACACGCACAUGGUGCAGAGAGAGCAGGAGGGGGAGAAAGUUGCUCGCUUGGCACAAGACGCUCAAGCAGUGGUCCUCCGACUCUCCAGAGAGAGAGGGGAAUUAAGUGGAGAGGGUGAAGCAAGAGCGAUAACAGAGGGAAGAGAGAGAAGAUGGGAGAGAGGGGCAGGUAGAGAAGAGAGUGGAAACCUCAGCGUGCUGAACCACACUCUCUCCUUCAACCUUCUGGAGCCACAACUAGACACCACCAACAUCACAGGACUUGAGGAGCUGUGUGACAGAGGGGGAGAUCUGAGGGGAUGUGUGGCGGAGGAAGAGGAGCAUAAGGGAGAAAGACAGAGAGCUGAGAGUGGAGAGAGGCAACAGUGGACGGAGAGGGGUCCCAGCCUCACCUCUGGCCCCAGCCCUAGCUUUGACCCCGGAAGGAGGAGUGAACUACAGUACUAUGUCUCCAUGUUGUUAGAUCGUUCUCCAGGAGAGCCCGUGGAGAGUCCAGCUCAGGACAACACAGGUCUGGGGUCAUCGUGGGACAGUGUGAAGUUUCAGCUUCAUGCCCCUCUGGACUCUACCUCCUCCCCUGGAGACCAAACCAGACACCCCACACGCAAUCCAACUAACACAGGUCAGGUGUCAGCCCAGCUCAGGUCUCUCCUGGCGCAGUUCCCCUCCCAGCCUGACAGGGUGUCGCACUCUCUGCAGUUGCUGGCUAUGCUGACCCAUGGGUCUGAUGGUGAGUGUGAGGAGAAGCCGAGCUGCCUGAAGAAGAGCGACCCACUCCUCCGGAACUCUGGAGUGUCCCGGGUAACUAGUCAGGGGUCCGGGGUGAGGGGUCAGAUGCUGGGUAUGAAGGGCAGAAGGGGAUGGCAGGGAAGGGGGGGAGCGUGGAGAUGAUGUUUUUGUUAAAAAGCUGUUUGACUUAUUAAAAUCUACUUUUUCUAUU
Messenger RNA from Salmo salar (Atlantic salmon), 3306 nucleotides. It is a transcript of the gene cntrob, whose product is annotated as centrobin, centrosomal BRCA2 interacting protein. Gene Ontology annotation, cellular component: centrosome; centriole. The record is from RefSeq and is a predicted model, not a curated record. Gene Ontology annotation, biological process: centrosome separation; regulation of cilium assembly; centriole replication. Lineage: Eukaryota; Metazoa; Chordata; Actinopteri; Salmoniformes; Salmonidae.